Molecule: messenger RNA, 5592 nt
Organism: Bactrocera dorsalis (oriental fruit fly)
Lineage: Eukaryota; Metazoa; Arthropoda; Insecta; Diptera; Tephritidae
Gene: sle
Product: dentin sialophosphoprotein
Exons: 8
Coding region: 191-5407 (1738 amino acids)
Source: RefSeq, a predicted model, not a curated record
UGUGUACAGCGCAAAAACCGUUUAAAAGUCAAAUUUCGGAUAAGAAGAAGCACAUAAUUCAUACGAAAUACAUCGCGAGUGAUUCCGAUAGUUGCACAUGUAAACUAGUUCUUCAGUUGAUUUAAGAAUAUUUGUUUUCUCCAAAGCUUACACAUAUUACACGUUUUGUUAGAAAAAGUAAAAAAUCGUUAUGGAGAAUUUAGAGGACACUUCCACUGGUGGACGUGUGACAAGAUCUUUAAGAAAGCGUUUAACAUCUGUGGACAGCGAUGCAAGUAGUAGGCCGUCUACACCACAACUAACUAAGCUUACUUCCAUACCGGAGACAAGUUCUCCUUCUCGUACUUUACGUGGACGACGCAACUCCACCACUUUAACUGCUACGCCCUCAAAAACGCCAGCAAAGUCUAAAACUUCGACAAUCAAUGAGUCGAAUGAAGCUGAGUAUGUUCCGGCUAAACGAACUACGCGCAAAAGCAGCGUUUCUGCAGCAGAUUUACAUACGCCAACCUUGGAUAAACUUCAACUAAAAGAGAAUGAAACAAAUGAAAUAAAUACCAGAGGAACGCCUGCAAGACGUACAAGACGAUUGACAUCACAAACAGAAGUAGAGAAAACCCCACGCUCAACAGCUGCAAGGAAAAAGCCAGGACCGAAAUCACGACGCUCCAAGCAAGAUAGUGAAAGUGAUUCUGAUAUUGAAGUGAUUAAUCUGGAAGAUGAACCAACUGAUAGCAAGGAAAAAGUUAAUAGUACCACUCCAAUAGUAAAGGAUCAAUCAAUGAAAACUCCAGUAAGAACGUCACCAAGAUUAAAGGCAAAGAGUAUUUCUCCAAAAGAAAACACAGAUAUUGAAACAAUUGAUUUAUCAGAAGACAUAAAGACCUCUCAUGAUACUGAGGAGUGUGAUAGCAAUUCAACUGUUUCCAACCAAAAAGAAACGAAUGAGAGUUUGGAAAACCCAGACACAAAAAUGGAAUCAUUUGGUACAAAUGAAGAGAAAGAAGUAGAGCUGGAAAAUUUGGAGUCAUCCUUAACUGAAGAUGCACCUGUAAAAGAAACUGUCCCUAAAAAUUUGUCUAAUAAAUCCGAUAGCUUUGAUCAUAAUGACGCAAAAGUUGAAGACACUGCCAAAAUUCCUCCAGAAACUUUAUCUUCGCUAAAUUCAUCGGAAGCCUUCGUUGAAAGUGUUCAUAACGACGUAAAAGUUAAUACCACUGCCACAAGUCCUCACACGUCUUUAUCACCUUUAAAUUCUUCAAAGGCCGUUGUAGAAAGUGUUGUUAUGUUGCAGAAGCUUUCGCCCAAAGUAAUUGACAAAAUUUGUAAUAAAACGUCUGCCGUUAGUUCACCGCCAAAUUCGAAAUCUGUAACAUUUACCGAUAUAGAAGUUGACGAUGAGGUGAAGAGUUCUUACCCUAAAACUCCAGCUUCGAUUAAACGUAAAAGCUAUAUAGACAUGGAUUCCACAAACGACUCAAAAGAUCAGUCUUUCCAAAGUGAUAAAGAGUCUAAUGGUAGUUAUAAAGAUGCAAGCGCAAAAAUGGAAACAUCAAAAGAUCAAAGCGCAAAUGACUCAAAAGAGUCCGUUGAGUUUCAUGAUGCCGCAAAUGACGUUGAAGAAAUAAAUAAUAGUAAAGAGGAAAACGAAAUAGUAAGGGAGUGUACCCCUCAAAAAAGGAAGCUUUCUACAAAACUACAAAGUUCUACUCCAAUGUUAGAUUCGGUAUCAAAUUCAAAAACUGAUACUGAAAAUUUAGUAACCAAUUCACCAAUAAUAACAAAUACUUUAGAAGAAAUGGACACCAAUGCAGAUAAGGCUUCACCUGUAAAACAAGAUGAAACCAUUACAUCACAACAUGACCAGAAAGAUUUAACAACGAACGAUAAAAAUGUGUCGUUAACGGUGGCAUCCACAAACUUGAGUAAUGGCAGUGAAAAAAAAGACGAUUUGUUUUCAAAAUCAUGGACACAUAAUGUAAGUGGUUGCGCAACAUCGGAUGGAAAAAUUGACACCCUUGUUGUAACUGCGAAUGAUAAAGAUUCAAUGCCUCAACCAUUAAAAGUUGAAGAUGAGUCAAACACAUCACCAAAUGUUGAUACUAGAAAGGAAUUACCCAAAGAAAAUGAUGAACCAAAAGAGGAGGAGGAGGAAGAGGAAGAAGAUGCAGAAAGUUUCCAAAAAUUGGAAUUUGUUGAUGAUGAGGCAAUGGAGGUGGACGACAAUUACCAAAGUGGAGAUUCAAUGGAUGAAGAAGAAAGAAAAGAAAUGCUGGAAAACGAGAUUGUAGAUGAAGGCGAGUCGAUUGGCAGUGAAGACACCGAAGAAAGUAAUGAGGAAGAUGAUGAAGAUAAUGCUUCAUUUAUAACAUCUGAUUCAGAAGAAUCCCUACUUGAAUAUUCAGAUAUUGAUGAGGGUGAUGAUGAGCAUUUAGAAGAUAAUGCCAAAAACUCUAAUAAAAAGAAAUCAUGUAAUCGUAUUUUGAUAACCAGUGAGAGCGAAGAUGAUGGCAAUCCAAACAUUUCAAGGACUAAUUCUGAGAAGACCAAGAAAAUUAAUAGAUCAAACCAAAGAAAUCGUAUUUUAUCCUCCAGUGAAAGUGAAACCGAGCAAACGGAAACGGAACAGAUAAAUGGCAAACAAGUGAAAAUACAAACGGAACAGAUGAAUGGCAAACCUGAAAGUUCCGACAAUUCAGAAAAGCCACUAACUUUCGAAGUUAGCAGAAUGAUUGAUGAUACAACGGAUGAUGAUGGUGAUGCUAAGGAUGCUUCUAAACCGCAACAUGCAAUGGAAGCAACCGUUAAUACUGAAUCAAAAUGUUCUAACGACCAAGAAUCGAAACCCCAAAGAGAAGAAAAUACUCAGGAAAAUGAUAAAAGCGAUGGUAUUGUUAAUGAUUCCAGUAAUAAGAAAAAUAGCCAAGUUGAACAGGAAACGAGGAGUGGAACUAAACUAAACACUAGUCUAAAAUGGAAUCCCAACAGCGAAACCGCAAAUGAUAAUGGUAUUUCCGAAACCGUUGAGAGUACCAUGUCCUCGCCAACCCAAGAGAUGACGACAAAUGGUCAAAAAGGACGACGUAGUAAAAGUUUGUCAAAAUCGAUAUGUGAAAAAAUGUCAGAUGACAACAAUGAUUAUGAAGAGACCCACAAAGAAUCAACUGAAUGUGACAAAGAGGAUAAUAAUAAAUCCAUGGAACGCUCGAUUCGAAAAUCUAUCAGUUCCGGUCAUAAAUCUAAUAAAACAACCGAAACAAUAGAAGAUGUUGACAUAAUUAGCACCGAGACUAAAAAUGUUUCAAGUAACGAUUCUGAUUCAAGUGAGAACACAAAUGCGCGAUUGAUAGUAGAUGAAGGCAGCAAAUCAAAUGAUCUCGAUGAUCUGCAAUCGCAAAAUGAAUCAAACAACGACGAGGAUAUUGAUGAUGAAGAUAUUGAAAUACCCGAGACGCAAGAGGUUGGUCAGGCUUUAGAAGAGGAAUCUACAGAUGAAUCGCUCGCUGAAGAAACUGUUGAAGAACUUACCAUUGGAAAAUCUGGACCAAAGUUGAAAAAUUCAGGCCUAAGCUUAUCUUUUUGCCAAGCAAAACAAAAGCGUAUAACGGUCAAAGAUCGCAUACGCCAUAGCUCCUUCUCAAUUGGUGUUUGUGUUACAAAAACGGAAGAUAUUAAUCAAAUGGAGGCAUCCGAUUCUUCCGAGGCAGAGGAAAAAGAAAAGAGUCUUAAUAGUGAUGGUAGUGGCCAAAGUCGUAUUGAUAAACAAGAUGAGGAGGAACUCGAAAAGUUGGCACAUUCAAUUUCACCACAAUUUCCCACUCAGCACGGAAAACGAAAAUCAAUGUCGGCUUUUGCACAAGAUAAUCAAGAGUAUCAAGAGUUCAAAAAGAAAUCGAAACGUAACAGUUUACAAUCAAUAUCGAAUGAAGAUUUUAAUCCAUCUAAAUCAUUACUUGAAAAUAUCGAAGAGCAGAAGCGUGAAUUAGAGAACCGAAAAUUCGCCAAGAAAUCACGCUUAUCUAAAUCUUUUUGCGAUCCUAUUCAGGACGAAAUGGAGACGCUGGCUGACAGUGGCGUUUCAGACGAUGCGAGUAAUAAGAGCGAAAAAUGCAACCGGAAAAGUUUGCAAAGUUCUGAGCUGGGAACACACUCAACUAAAUCAAAAUCACGCUUAUCUAAAUCUUUUUGUGAUCAUAUUCAGGAUGAAAUGGAGACGCUGGCUGACAGUGGCGAUUCAGAUGUUGCAAAUAAUACACAUAGUGAGAAAAGCAAUCGUAAAAGUUUACACAAUACAUCAAAAUCGCGAUUAUCUAAAUCUUUUUGCGGACCAAUUCAAGAGCAGGCUAAAUCUAUAGCAGAUAGCAGUUAUUCAGAAGAUUCUGCUGAUGAACUGACAAAUAAGGAGGGAAUUAAUGGGUCUACACCACGAGAAGUUCCAAUAACCAAGAAUAAAAAGAAAGAUUUUGGACGUGUUUUGGAUCGAUGUGAUGAAAUAUUAGAUGCCGCUAAUCGUGCUAAGUUGGAAAGUAAACAAAACUAUAAGAAGAGUCGACUAAUUAUUCCAAAAUCUAAAAAAGAGUCAAAACAUUCAUUGCGCUCGGAUGAAGAAUCAGCAAACGAUGCACCCGUGCUUAAAAAAGAUAUGAAGCCGUCCAAAGAAAAAACAGCAUUGGCAUGGGAACAAGCUGUCAAGGCUUCCGCAAAAAUUUUAUUAAAAGAAGCCAGCAAGGCUAAGAAGGAAAAACCGUCAUUACCGAUAAAUCAAGAGAAGUAUGACGAUAAACGUCUUCCAAUGAAAUUAUUGGAAUCGAUUUCGGAUUCGCAGUCUCACACUGAAACGAAAAAAAGUAAGAGAGAACGUGCACGUGAACCUCUUGUUCAACGCUUAAAUUGUAUAACAGGUGAAAUCGUAGAGGAAGUGCUUAGUCCUCCGAAAAAGAAGAGGGCCAUACUAAACAGAAUUGAACUACCUACAGGCACAGUAUUGGAAGAACCGGUCACACCGAAGAAAAAAAUAAAUAACAGCGGUUUCCGCGAAAGCCCCAUUACUCCGCGCACACUUGGUUUUAAAGUGCGUCAUAUCCUAACUGCUGGUCAGGACAAAGUACCGCAAUUGCCAACCUCUCACAGUAUCGGACGUAAACGGAAACAAAAAAUUGUUGAUCCCAAACUCGUAUUGCCUAAACCACAGUGGUCGCAGUCAGGUGUAUUUUUGGAAGAAGUUUUGCCCACCCCCAAAAUACAGGGUAUGGAUACUAUGCUAACCUGUGGACCAGGUGUCAAUGCAUCAACUUUAAAUGCCCUAAAUUUUAAAACUUCAACCCUGUUUCGAAAUAAUGUACCAAGAGAGGCCUCACAUGAACUGCUUAAGCGUAAAGAACGUCAGUAUGUUCGUAGUCGUUUUUAAUUUGAAAGCGAUAUUCAAAAAUUCAUAUUUUUUCAUUGGUUUCUUGUUGAAUUCAUAUAUUAUUCAUAAUUAUUAAUAUUGUCUUAUGUCUCUUUUGCAAUAAAUAUUGCUUCAUAUUAUUAACAAAAAGUGUUUUUUGUGGUUUUUCACCAUUUGUAGGUUUGAAAUCCCCAGGUUCGAAUACG